Molecule: messenger RNA, 3394 nt
Organism: Argiope bruennichi
Lineage: Eukaryota; Metazoa; Arthropoda; Arachnida; Araneae; Araneidae
Product: beta-1,4-N-acetylgalactosaminyltransferase bre-4-like
Exons: 6
Coding region: 1966-3342 (458 amino acids)
Biological process (GO): carbohydrate metabolic process; glycosphingolipid biosynthetic process
Molecular function (GO): N-acetyl-beta-glucosaminyl-derivative 4-beta-N-acetylgalactosaminyltransferase activity
Source: RefSeq, a predicted model, not a curated record
AGCUGUUCCAUUGUUGGAGCAGCGAGCUUCUGCACAAGGAGCCACAAAGCGGCCACACGGAUCUUCGCUGCUCCUGGAUCCUGAGGCCUCAGGAUCGGAAGAAUUGACCUUCUCAAAAUUGCGAGUAAAAUGAAGAAUUCUCAAGUGCCGAUUCUUGAGAAAUAGAUACGCAUAUCAAAUCCACUGUUGCCUUGGAAAGUGCUUUUGGAACGUGUUAUUUACUUAGUGUUGUUUCAAGACGGUUGCGAGCGCAUCGAAUAUUUCCCUCUAGUAGUUGAAUAUGGUAAAUUCUUUACAUAUUUCAAAUCCCACACGCUUGAUUUGCACGUGGAAAUUCUUUAUUACAGGUAAGAUUCCAUAAAUCAUCUUACCUACAAUUCAUGUUUCCAAUUAAUUCUGCUUUGUGCUAUAUAAGAAAUCGCAUCUUGCUAGUUAUUUGCUAAACUUAAUUUGAUAUAGAAAAAUUUUCCAUCAUCUGUUAAGGUGAAAAGCCAAGAGAAAAUCACACGAAACUUGCUGAAACAUCUUCUGUAAAUUCAGUUUAGAAUUUUUGCUCCUCAUUGUAUUCACUCUCGGAUAAAAAUAAUAAUGUUUCAAAGCAUAAUUUAUAGUUAUCUUCAUCGAACAUCGGUAGUUUUAAAAUAGCCUUAUUUAAUAAUAUAUAAUUUGCUUUUUGGAUAUUGAUAACAUAUGUGCGAAAGGAAUAUUUUUCAUUUUCAAAUAAAUCCAUAAAAUAUAUUGUUUGAUAUGAUUUAGUUGCUUUGAGUGAUAAUUAAAAAGAAAAACAUGGAUGAAAAUAGAAACUAUGUAUGCAAGAAUUCCAUUCGAAUUUAAGAAAAUAAAGGAAUUUUUUUUCUACUAAAGGCAGAAGUGAAACCUUUUUCUUUUUGUAUUUGUUACCAUCGAGAUACAACUCAAUAAUGUAUCCAAAAAACAUGUCAGAAAAACUUUAAUGAAAACUUUUUUUUUUACGAAAUUGCAUUUUUAUUUUCGCAACAAUACAAUAAAAAAUGGUAGAAUUAAAUGAAAAUGGCUGAUGUCAAGACCAGCUGCUCGGAAGAAUAUAAAAAUAAAUAGAAUAAAAAUAUCAAACGAUCUUUGAUAUUCCGAAAAUAUCACCAAUAUUUUUUGGCAUCAAAUCGUAUAUUUGAGAUUUCAGAAAGAUUUAUUUUUGUUGUAAGUAAUAAACCUUUUCUUAUUUGCUACUUAAUUUAGAUUUGCAGAUAUUAGAACAAUUCUUCAGAACUUUUAAUAACUGUGGCGUCAAAUAAGAAGAAUAAGCAAAAGAACAGAUAAUAAGUUUAGCUUCGCAAAGUUUCAUCACGAAUUGUCGGAAAAAGAAACCAGAAGAAAUAUAUUACAGGAAGAUUUUAUUUGUUUAUUUUUUCUUAACAAUUGUUUACAAUUUGCAUUUACUGCUUUUCAAAUACUUUGCAGUUAAUACAUGAUACUUCAACAAAGAACUACUUUUUGAAUAAAAUAUUAGGCUGUUUUUCGAUAGUCUUAGAAAGAAAGGAAUAUCAUUUAUAUUCCAAUUUUACCUCCGUGUCUAAUGACAGUCUUUCAAAUCAGACACAAGUUAGAUUCUAAAUCAAAUUUCUACUGAAAUUUUCUUGAUAAUAAAGAUGUCAAAUACAUUAGGAAAAGUGAAUCAAUUCUUUUAUCCAACGAAAAGUACUGAUAGUAAUAUUUUGCUUCCUACUUCGCAGACUGAUCUAUGAUAGCGGUUGUUAUUCUUCCGUGAAGAAUGCACCAUUCUAGGAAUAUAAAAUUAACUUUUAUGGAAUAGAGUUAUCUAUGAUUUACAAGUCCUAACCUAGAAAAAAAUAUCUGAUCUUUGAUGAAGAAUUUACUUAUAUUUUGGUGUCGCUAAAUGAUAAUUAAAAUUACGAUGGGAAAUAAAUAAAUUAUGGAACAGAUCCACACAAAUUCAUUUUUCCAGAGUGAGUCAGUGAUAUCUUCUGCAUGGCCAUGAUUCGAAUUCGGGUUCCUUUGGUUCGACCGUUGGUGCGUUGCACUUUCAAACGCAUCCUUCGGGUUCUUCCUUCAGUGCUCUUGCUUUUGUUUGUCUUCUCGCUCAUUUUCGUCACUUUGAUGCAAAUUGCUGUCAUUCACUCGCAUCGGAGGAACCACUUUUUCCCUAUUCGACAUGAUGCAGCCCCGUCCAGCAACGCUACUCUGCGCCCCACAACCGUUCUGGGCGUACCCAGUCUAAGUGUGACCAAGGCCCUACCUCACCGGCGCCCUGAUACACUAAGAGUUGAGGCUUUCCUAGACAAGACGGCUCCAACUCUGGAGGGCAACGUGGCCAUUGUAAAAAACAUGGUGAAUUGUGCCCGGGUGAGAAGGAUUUUAGACAAUUUAGGGUCUGAAGUUUCAAGAUCACGGGUUCGAGUCCUGAAAGGAUGGAAGAACCCAACUACAAUUAAUGGGGCUAAUACAAGAAAGAACUGCUGUUCUUUAAGUUUCAAGUGGCAGAGAAGGAAAGCCUGCGCCCGUAUUCCACCCCUUGGGGGUCGAUUAAGGUUGGACGUAUCUUUACAUAAUAGAACGGAUGUAGAGGAUCUACUAAGGAGGAGUCCGUACCUUCGAGGCCGAGGGUCAUGGACGCCCCGCGAUUGUGUGCCCCAACACCGCGUCGCUCUCAUCAUCCCUUAUAGGGACAGGCUGGAACAUCUCACCACCCUCCUUUACACACUCCACCCCCUCCUACAGAGGCAGCUAUUGGAGUACAGAGUAUAUGUCGUCGAACAGUACGGCAACGAGACCUUCAACAAGGGAGUGCUGAUGAACGCAGGGGUGCGCGAGGCCCUCCGAGACAACGACUUCCAAUGCUUCGUGUUCCAUGACGUCGACAUGAUUCCCGAGGACGACCGCAACUUGUACUCGUGCCCGGAGAUGCCCAGGCAUCUGUCCGUCGCCGUCGACAAAUUCAACUACACAUUACCUUACACUCUGCUGGUUGGUGGCGUCUUCUCCAUCCGGCUGGAGCACUUCUUGGCCGUCAAUGGAUAUUCCAACCUCUACUGGGGAUGGGGAGGGGAGGACGACGACAUGGCCUACAGGAUCAGGUAUCGCAAGCUGGAGAUCAUUCGACCCCCGGAGACCUUAGCCCGCUACUCGAUGAUCAAGCACGAUCACAGGCCGGAAUCGCCUAACGCAAUUAGGACCGCCCUGCUGCGAAUGGCCAAGAAGCGUUCAUCUCGGGACGGCCUCAACACGGUCAAGUACCGCGUGGUGUGGCGGCACGAGCACCUCGCCUACACCCACCUCAUGGUGGACAUCGGCAAGCACCACAGGUGGCAGUUCCUCAAUGGACAGAGGCUCAUCAUCAACUUCUGAUAACAUAAUUUAUUUUUUUGCCCACUUUCUAAAUAAAGCGCUUGAGAAAGCA